Molecule: messenger RNA, 2106 nt
Organism: Psilocybe cubensis
Lineage: Eukaryota; Fungi; Basidiomycota; Agaricomycetes; Agaricales; Agrocybaceae
Exons: 10
Coding region: 1-2106 (701 amino acids)
Biological process (GO): proteolysis
Cellular component (GO): cytoplasm
Molecular function (GO): calcium-dependent cysteine-type endopeptidase activity
Source: RefSeq, a predicted model, not a curated record
AUGAGCCUCUCAGUCUACUCAUUACCUGCCCAUAUUUCCUCCGAGUCCUCAGGUUCUUCACCAUUAUCUGACAAUGUUAUCAAUACUGCUACGCUCUCCCAUUCCAUUUAUGAACCUCUGACCUCAGGCAAGAUGGCACUUGGCCACUAUCCUCCUGCACCUAAAGAUUCGGAACCUUGGAACAUCGCGCAGCCAACUCGAAGAAAUACGAUGACUGAUUCUUCUAUACUACCAAGUACACCGCCGCCGCCACAAGUUGGAUUGAUUGUAACCGAGGAGCUCCAACAGGCGCUUAAAGAUUGUAAGGAGAAAGUAGAACGGAUAGCAAAAGAAUGCAGGGCAGCAAACAGGAAGUUCCGCGACAUCGAAUUUGAUUUAGAGAACGACACAGUGAGGUGUUUGUACGGCUUAACGGGCGACAAAACGACCAAUCCUCCUGAUGUACGAAGAGUGUCCGAAAUCUUCGAGGAUCCAAAGUUUUUUGUCGGCGCUCCUCACUCGAGUGACAUUGUUCAGGGAAAGCUGGGCAAUUGCUGGUUUCUAUCCGCACUUGCAACUAUGGCGGCCUUCCCAGGUCUGGUAGAGAAAUCGUGUAUAGGCCGCGAUCAGGAAGUUGGUGUCUACGGCUUCAUAUUCUUUAAAAAUAGUCAGUGGGUGAAUGUUGUGAUUGAUGACCAGUUAUUCUGGUCUCUUCCCAAGUUCGAAGGUCUUAGCCAAGAGGAGAAAUCCCUCUAUCAUGAUGAUAAAGACCUCUACAAUAGCUUGGCUAGGAAGGGGGGGAAAGGUCUGUAUUUUGCGCGCUCGGGGACCAGCGGAGAGACGUGGGUACCAUUGAUUGAGAAAGCAUAUGCCAAACUACAUGGCGACUACGCCUCACUUAAUGGGGGAAGAAUGAAUGAGGGUGUCGAAGAUCUUACUGGGCGCGAUAUACUUGAUCCAGAUAAAUUCUGGAAGGAUGAGUUGCUCUACUCAAACAACUCAGAAACUCAUUUGUACGGUGUCUCGUUCCCCGCUUUAACGGAAUGGCGAAGUGGAAAUUCUGCAGCGACGGUGGGCGGCCUUUACGGUAGCCAUGCUUAUUCCAUCCUCAGGGUUAAGGAAUGUCGUGGGAGGAGGUUUGUGGUCUUGCGAAAUCCCUGGGGUAAAGAGGAGUGGACAGGAGCAUGGUCCGACGGCUCCAAAGAAUGGAAUGGGGAUGAAGGCCGUGCGAUCCUCACAGAGCUUGACCACAUCCUAGGUGACGACGGCGAGUUUGUCAUGGAGUGUAUGGGCCUCAGUUCAGCGGACAAUUAUAUUGGACUCCAGCUGGGUUAUGUCGACGUAUUGGCUUCGGCUUCCUCCCAGAUCUCCGCUAUGCUCAUGGAGUCACGGAGAGGUCUCUACUUCGAUCUGCCCAAAAGAACAAGCGCAAUCAUUGCACUUACAUCUCUCGACGAACGGUACUUCAAGCAUAUUACUCACCAGCAUCAGUACCACACUCUAGAGUUUGUACUCUACAGACUUGAUAAACAGGAGACGCAAAACCACACAUACAGUGGGGCGAUCUGUGAGAGAAGCACAUACUUUGAGGAUAGCCUGCCUACAAUGGACUACCGCAAGUUAUCUCGCAUGCUGUCCCAGCGAGUUGAGAGCAGAAUGAUAGCAUCCAACUAUACACUCGGGGAGGAGAAGAAAUUUCUACCAACCUCGUUGCGUGCGAUUAUAGAACGAGAUUUACAGUCCCAGAUACCCAAUAGCGCAGAGAACCCGGCACCAGACACGAACAACCUCACAAAGACUACUACGACUACUACGACUACCACAGUCACUACCGUAAAGAGGACCGUGGGGACACCCGCCAAACCCAGACCACAGAAUGAUUCAGCAGCACCAUACGACAUUUCGCAACACUCCCCUACAUUGUUUCCAAAACACAACGCUUCAACAUCUGAAACUCCUGGUAUAUCUACCGCAGUCACAGAGGCCCCUGCUUCGGAUGCUGCUCACAGCAAUUCCAUUACGUACGAGGAUGAGAAGCAACUAUCCCUGGUUUUAGGACUACGGGUGUAUACAAAGAAGGACGCCGUGGCGGUGGUCACUGGUUCCGUCUUAGAUAUACCUCGGUAG